Molecule: messenger RNA, 3736 nt
Organism: Chlamydomonas reinhardtii
Lineage: Eukaryota; Viridiplantae; Chlorophyta; Chlorophyceae; Chlamydomonadales; Chlamydomonadaceae
Exons: 7
Coding region: 114-2276 (720 amino acids)
Biological process (GO): mRNA processing
Cellular component (GO): exon-exon junction complex
Molecular function (GO): mRNA binding
Source: RefSeq, a predicted model, not a curated record
UAAUAUAGGCUGUAGUUAACGUGCCGCGUAGAGAACCUUCAGAGACUCUGGCCAGCCAGCCAGCGUUGUUCAGUCUGCAGUCGGGCUUAGGGAAGGAGAGCUCCGAGAGCGACAUGGCUCUGGACUUGGACGCCCUCGAUGUCCGGGUGCCUGGGCGUCGUCGUCGUGCCAGUGACGACGAAGCAGAGGACGGCGACGCUGAGUUUCAUGACGCAGCAGAAUACGCGGCAUCUGUUGCCGACAGCACGGGCCACGCUGACGCCGCCGAAGAGGGCGACACAAAAGAGAAGCACGAUGACGAUGUUGCAGCAGAGCCUGUGCCUGAAGGAGAGAAAGAGCAGAAUGGCGGGGAGCAUUCUGGAGAGGACGAGGAGCAGAGCGAAGGCGAGGAGGGCGAGGGCGAGGACGUGCUGGCUAAGGACGACGCUGCGGAAGGGCUGAAAAAGGCCAAGCUCCGAGAGCCAUUUGAGGUGCCCACCUCCGGCGCCUUCUGGCUGCACGACGAUCGAUACGGGGCCGAGGCGGAGAGCGCGGAGCCGGAGGCAGCCAAGCCUGGCGCCUCCCCCACGGAGCGCAAGUACAAGAGCGACACGGACGGUCGCUGGCAGCACGACAAGUUCGCGGCCAUCGAGAGCGGCCAGGAGGUGGAGGACAGCGGCUCGGAGGACGCCUUCGGAGGCUACUCACGGCGCAAUGGUGGCGGGAGAGGUCGUGGCGGACGUCUGGGAGGCCGCGGCGGCGGCAGGACGGACGGCCGUUUCGACACGCCGCCCGCUUCCAACUAUGAACUGGUGGGACUGCCGCAGCGACCGGCCCGGGCACCCCGCGAGAUGUCGGCGGCAGCCGCAGCCUCCGCGGCUGCGCUGUCAGACAUGCCGCCGCCGCCGUCGGCAGGUGGCCGCGGCGGGCGCGGGCGCGGCCCGCCGCCGGCUCGCGGCGGCGGCAGGGGCCCGGCACCCGCCGCGAUGGCGCCGCCGCCUGCUUCCAGGUACACUCUCAUCGGCAGCAGCAAGCCCGCGUCGGGGCCGGAGGCGUCGGGACCGGGGCCUGCAGCGGGCCGGGGCCGGGGCGGCCGCGGGCCGGGGCCGGCAGAGCCGCCUUUCGGCGGGCGGGGCGGCCGGGGCGGCCGGACGGGCGGCGCGCCUGCAACCGCUGUGGGCCGGGGUGACUACUACCGUGGGGAGGAGCCGGCGACGUCGGGCGGCGAUCGGCACUACAGCAGCCAGAACGGGGAGCGAGGCUACGACUCGAUGGGCGGCCGGGGGCGCGGGGCCAGGCCACCCGCCAGCGACGGCUAUGGCCGUGGCGCGGGGCCCAGCGGCCGCGGCGCAGGCCGCGGCACCUACCAGCAGUCACAGCCGGCGGCGGGCAACCGCGAGCACAGCCGCGGCCGGACCCUGGAGGAGGAGUUCCCGCCGCUGCCUGGCAGCAAGCCCGUAGCGGCCCCGGCGACGGCCGCCCCGGCAACGGCGGCGGUGGACGCGGGCGGUGACACAGGCGGCGUGCGGCGGUACAGUAAGAUGGCGGGCAAGGCCACGGCUUCAGCGGCGGCAGCUGCAGCGGACAACGGGCCGCCGCCGGGCGUGGCUCCGGAGGGGGCGCGCACGCGCGGCGGUGACAGCGCGGGCGGCAAGGCGAGCAAGCUGUCCGUUUCCGCCGCCGCCUUCGAGCCCACGCCGGCGCCUGCCCGCCCGCCGCAGCAGCCGCAGCAUCACCAGGCGCCGCCACAGCAGCAACAGCAGCAGCAGGCACCGUCGGUUCCCAUGGCCUUUGGCGCACCAGUACAGCCGCUGCCGGCGGUGUCGACCAUGCCGCCGCCGGGGGCGUUCGCGGGUGUCCCGGAGGCGUACGGCGCGCCUCCCAUGGCGGGCCCGCCGCCGCCCAUGCACCCGCACCAGCACCAGCAGUACGGCGCGCCGCCGGGCGUGCAGCCGUACAUGCCGCCGAUGGGCGCGCCCAUGCAGCCGCCCAUGCAGCCGCCCAUGCAGCCGCCGCAGGGCCCGCCGCAGCAGCAGCAACAGCAGUACGGCGCGCCGCCGCCGCAGUACGGCGCAUCUCCGUACAACGACAUGCAGGCCUGGUUCAACGACGCCUACAACAAGGCGCUGGCCACGGGCAUGGACUCGCAACAGGCCUACAGCGCCGUGCAGGGCUACGUGCAGGGCAUGCAAAUGGCUUUUCAGUCGCUGGCGGCGGCGCAGCACCAGCAGCAGCAGCACAUGCCGCCGCCCAUGUACAGUAUGCCGCCGCCGCCCGGGCCCGCGCCCGGGCAGUGAGCAAGCGCGUUACCAGGAGUGGAGUCGGAGUGGGCUUGGGAGCAACCCGGGGCGCGUAUGCCGGGUGUUGGUGCAGCAGCGGCAACUGACGUAUUGAGGGGAGGGCGUUGUACGGGACAGCAGUUGACAAUUGUCGGGAUGUAUGCACUUGCGGGAUUCGGGCGUGUUUUGCAUUUCCAUCGCGGAUGAAGGCUAGUUGGAGGUGGACCGCCUUGUGCAUCAUCCUUAGAAGAAAAGUAGAGGUCCACUUCUGCAAGCGGCUCCGGCGAGCCAUCGCAGGAGCCGGUGACUUCGCUAGGCCUAGCUGUUAGAGCGUUCCUUAUGUCCAUAGUGCGUGUUGUGGAGUGGGAACUCCAAAUGUUGAUGUCAACAAUCGUCAGCUACAACGCAAGGUGGGCGGACGCGGUUGCCGGUGAGGAGCUUCAUCUCCGGGACAUAGCCGGGGUACGGACAAGCGCGGACUGUUGAUGAGCCGAGGUGAUGAGAGAACAUGGGGACAUGAUGGCAACGGGUACCUCACCGUCAGGGCGAGAUGCCCCCGUGAGUUCGGUCCGUCGACAUGUCUUUCGGUGUGAAAACUUCGUUUAAUUGGCAAUUGAAGGUCAGCAUGAACAUGGAAGCCCAGCAUGCGGGCUGGUGCAUUGUUGGGUUUGGGCCAGAUAUGCAUAGUUGCGCACCGCGCCUGUUGUGCUCAUUCGGAAUAGCACGUUGCACGCAUAGUACGCUCGCUAUUUGCUUUUCUACCUGUAGCCGGGGGGCAGGGACACUUGCGGGGUUAGGCGUGAUGUGUAUGCUGGUGCACUGUGGUUGCACAAGCCGCAACAUGUAAGUAGAUGUGUCAUGUAUGCAUGCUCUUCACUUCAAAACCUAGGAAAGCAACGCCAUAUCAUGCUUUUGACGCGUUCAAGCGACCUGUUUGUGCAUGCGCUUGGCUGCACGUUGUGCUCUGGAUGGUGGACAUGCACGUGCGUGCAUGACGUCGCGGGCGCCAUGUGUGGCGUGAAGAAAAUCGUGGUGGUGUAGUAUGUUAACGCAGCCCCGUCCGUGACGACUAGGCCGCAUCUGGCAGUGGUAGCUGGGUGGUGGUAUCGGCUGUGCGACGCAUGAAUAGUCCUAUAUGGGUGCGCAGUGAGUCCGCGCCAGUGCUGAGUGCUGCUUGACGGGUUGGGGGGUGAGGAAGGACACGCUGGGACACGAACCUGGCCUGCGAGGGUCUGGGAUUGGCCCCGGUUUGUAAGCGCUUGGAGGACAUGGGCUGCCUGCGGCACAGUGAAGCUUGGCAAUUGACAGCGAAGUGGAACUCGAGGAUGGCGUGCCUAAGGUGAGGUCAUCGCCACCUGGAGGCAGCAGCGAGUCGGGCGGGUCCGGGGACCGGAAAGAGACCGAUACGCCAGGCAGGGGUCUAUCACAGGUUCCUAGCCGCUGAGCCCAUGCUGCAUGCGUUAAGGUACUCAUUGACA